Molecule: messenger RNA, 2173 nt
Organism: Pisolithus orientalis
Lineage: Eukaryota; Fungi; Basidiomycota; Agaricomycetes; Boletales; Pisolithaceae
Product: cytochrome P450
Exons: 17
Coding region: 121-1764 (547 amino acids)
Molecular function (GO): iron ion binding; oxidoreductase activity, acting on paired donors, with incorporation or reduction of molecular oxygen; monooxygenase activity
Source: RefSeq, a predicted model, not a curated record
CAGGAAGCGUGAAGUAAUUGAGACAGUGGAAACCGUCGGUGAUGGCAAAAGAUUGAAUAGUGUCACAUUUGCCUCGUCAUUGCAUCUGACUCGGGCGAGUCAGCUUGGAUACCAUAUCCAAUGGUCGGCUUUGACCUUUUAGCUUCUCAGAUGGAUCGCUACUUGACUCCCCUGUGCCUUUCCCUCGUCUUAUAUGCUAUCUACAGGCGUUGCACCAGAACCUCUCUUUCUCGAGUGCGCGGACCUAAGUCCACGUCGUUCCUUUUUGGGAACCUUGCCGAGUUAUAUCAGGACAUGGCCGGUGAAGCAGAGUUCCGUUGGAAAAACCUCUACGGCAAUAGUGAGGAUCAACUUGUGGUUGCUGAUCCGAAGGCCUUGUCACGGAUAUUCGUCACCGCCGCAUAUCAAUUCCCAAAAGUACCAGAACGUCGAAUUCUGACGUUCAUGAUGCUGGGAAAGAGUGUUCUCUGGGCAGAUGGCGACGUCCAUAAGCGACAGAGGAAGAUAUUGAAUCCUGGUUUCGGGGGAGCUGAAUCAAGGGCAUUCUUAGUGGUAUCACAGGCUUCUGCCCAGGCUAUGGUUGCAAAGUGGAUGGAAUUCGUCGAGGCUGAUAAUAGUGGCAAGAUUGUAAUGGACAUCCCAAGCUGGGUCUCUCGAGCAGCUUUGGAUGCCAUAGGAGAAGGUGCCUUCGACGUCCGGCUGGGUAGCCUCGAGAAUUCGGAGAGCCCGCUGGCGAAAAAUUACCAAGGGUUGCUGCUGAGCGUCUUUGGUUCCCCUUCGGCGCUACAAAUCUUCAUUCAGGAAGCUAUCAAGUACAUUCCGACAUCGAUCCUCGAAUACUGGGUCAAGUAUGCCCCAGUCCCCCGAGCCACACGUCUCCGUGAAGCGAAGAAAGUCACCACCGCCACUGCAGCAACUAUGGUGACAGAGAAGGCAGAGUCUCUUUUGCAAGGGAAGGGGGGCAGGGAUAUUUUCUCGCUGCUUGUCAAAGCAAACAUGGACGCUGAGGCGAAGAACAAACUAAGUGAUGAGGAGCUAUACUCUCAGAUGCGCGUAAUCCUCUUUGCGGGACACGAAACGACUUCAAAUUCGAUCGGUUGGGCCCUGCUGGAAAUGUCCCGAGCUCCUGAGAUACAGUCGAGACUCAGAUCGGAGAUAAGGCAGCACAAGUCUGCCGUUCGCGCUCGUGGCGACACGCAGUUCACCGCGUCCGACUUAGAUAAUAUGCCAUACUUGAAUGCCGUCGUUAAGGAAACUUUGCGGUAUCAUUGUGUGCUGCCUCAGGUGUUUCGCAUGGCUAGUCAGGACUACCUUCUGCCACUUUCUCAACCAAUUACGACGGAAUCAGGCGAAUUAAUGCAUGAGAUCCUGGUUCCGAAAGGGACCCAGAUUUUAGCAUCUGUCGCUGCAUACAAUCGCAACAAGGACAUGUGGGGUGAAGAUGCCGACGUGUUUAAUCCGGACCGUUGGUUGGAUGGCAUUGCGAAGGACAAAAAGGAAGCUGCCGUUGGUGUAUACUCCAGCCUGUUGACAUUUGGAGGUGGACCCCGCGCAUGUCUAGGCUGGCGAUUCGCUGUCAUCGAGAUUCAAGCGUUCCUGGUAGAGAUUAUCAAUCAAUUUGAAGUAUCGCUCACAGAGAAAGCGAUGCAUAUUCGACGUGAGUCCUCUCUGGUGAUGGUGCCUACCGUGGAUGGCGAGGUUAGUCGUGGAGUUCAAUUACCGCUCGCCAUAUCCGUCGCUCCGCGGGAUGAUGACGCGUACUGAGCAAGAUGAUGCUUUUACCGGUGAUUCAUUGCCAGCUAUACUGUAGAUCAGGGAGAGUUUCAUGGAUUCGCGAUCCGCGAAUAAUUCUGCCGUAUGUUGCUUUUUGUUUUUCUUCAUUUGCAUAUCUCGUCCUGUUGUAAGAUGUCUCGUUCAACCACUUACAUAUCCUAUUCCUGAAUGCCAUCAGGGUUCAUGGUCUCUAAUUACACUGUAACCCCAGUUGAAAUAUUACCUACCAGCCCGAUGUACCAGUAUCCAACAUCUGACUGCCAAUCAUCACAUAAAGGCAAGUCUGCGAGUGGAAAAGACGGCACAUAGUAUGGAACCAAAAGUGCUGGAACCCCGACGUGUUAAAGAUUGAAUGGGCAGGUACAAACAUAGCAAUUGAGAUGGGAAUACAAGUGCUAUG